Selaginella moellendorffii is the source of this 596-nucleotide messenger RNA. Its product is annotated as protein N-lysine methyltransferase METTL21A-like. NCBI's taxonomy places the organism in Eukaryota, Viridiplantae, Streptophyta, Lycopodiopsida, Selaginellales, Selaginellaceae. The transcript has 7 exons. The record is from RefSeq and is a predicted model, not a curated record. The coding region runs from base 25 to 453 and encodes 142 amino acids.
AUACAGAUCCAGAGUUAGCUAGGUAUGGCCGGCGACACAAUCACCUCUUUGGCGGACAGGUUCAACACCCAGCACACGAGCGCCCUUGGGAUUGAGCUGUUUGGUCACCCGCUGCUCAUAUCUCAGUCCGUCCUUGGACAGGAUCCAAAUUCCAAGCACGUUGGAACAACCGUGUGGGACUCGUCGGUGGUGUUUGCCAAAUUCCUGGAAAAGAAUUGCAAUCGCGGGCAGCUGAAUGGCGUCCAGAUGGCUGGGAAGCGCGCUAUUGAGCUGGGAGCCGGGUGUGGUGUUGCAGGACUAGCAAUGGCACUCAUGGGCUGCAAUGUGGUGUUAACUGAUCAGGUGGAGGUGUUGCCGCUCCUGCUCAAAAACGUGGAAAGAAAUGUGGCUAGGAUCAAGCUGGCUUCGGUCACGAGCACAAGCGAGUCCGUUGGUCUCGCGUUGCCGAACUAGAUUGGGGAAACAGCUGCCACAUAGCUGCAUUGGAACCACCAUUCGACUUUAUUAUUGGCACCGAUGUUGUGUAUGCCGCCCAGCACCUGGAGCCUCUGCUCACGACGAUUCUCUCCCUUUGUGGACCAAGGGCUACAGUCGUG